AUGAUCCGAAGACAUGCCAUUGCAAACUGUGCCUCCCAGACUGCCACCAAUAGUCCAUUGUGCAGCUCUAGUACGACGAAUUUAUUAUUUUCUCUUGGAAACUUUGCAUUCAACCAAAAGGAAAGGUCAGACGAGGAGCCCGUCUCAGCCGCCAGUUUCGAUCCUUUUUUACUCAAGCCAGACGGCAGGUCAAGCAUACCCCGAGACACACAAACCCGGACCAUUCGAGCCGGACAGCCACAACCUCUACCGCAACCCGAUGUUCCGGACGAAUCCCUCCUCACGAAUGUGACUUCAGGCGAGGUGACAGACGCUUCUGUUCAUAUACACCUCACGCGUGAUGACCUGUGGUCACUUUGGGAGUCCCUCAUGCAAGAAUUGACUUCGGAGAUGUCUGGCUCAGAAAUGUCAUCAGAAGGUCGACGUAAAAGGAGACCAUCGUCUGAAGUGAGGCAACUCAGGCCAAUUCUGACCAAUGUCUACCUGAGAAGAACUUCCAGCAAGGAGAUCGCAGGAGAGUCUAUCCUAAAUAAGAAAACGAGAGAUGGAAGGGGUAUUGUUGUCAGCGUAACUGAAGACGAAGGCGGACGAUCAAGGACGUUGAAUGCUGAUGAUGAUGGAACGAAGAAAAAAACGAAGAAGACAUCAAGACAAACAAGAGAGGAUCUGAAAUCCGAAAAACCCCUUCAGAAAGUCUACGAGACUGAAACCGUUGCCACUCAAGAUUUUGAUGAACACGAAUCCAGUUACGUAAGUGACGUCGAUGUUGACCGUGAUGAUGGAGAGAAGAAUUAUUUCUCUGACAGCGUUGGCAGCGAUACAGAAGUCACUAGAAUUGUAACUGGCGUGAAAGUCACCAGACUCAAAAAACGAAGAUCAGAUGCCAGAAGUUGGGGGAAAGAACCCGAAGAGAGUGAAACCAGCAGUGGUCACCGUCCCAAUCAGAGGGAGCCCAACCCCUAUUUAAAGCGUUACUUCCAGAAGCAGGCUAAGGCAUCAGAGAUGCGUGAUUACGAGGACAAAGGUAACGCUGACGCAGAUGAACCUCAACGCCAACGAUCAGAUAAGUACAAGCAUAUUGUGCGUGAAGACUACGAUGCUUUCCAUAAGAAACAAAGAAUGAAAGAAAAAUAUCCCGAAAAGAACUUUCCAGAAGAACAACACCAUGCAAAUAAAAGCAGGAGAAAAUUGGGAAAGGAAGAAUGGCAGUCCACUGAUAACAGCAUAGACGUAGAUCAUUUGCUAGAAGAAGGUGAAGACGUCGAUCAAAGGAAUAGGUCUGGUAGGAGACAUUCUAGAACGUCUUCAAGACAUGAAAAACAUUCCAAGUGUAGGCACAGGAGGUCUUCUCAAUGCCAGGAUGAAAAAUGCCAGCAGCGAGAAACACAUCAUAGACGGAAACAUUCUAUGCAUGUCGACAGAAUGAAUGAGAAUGAAGAACGCGACAAUGAAAUGGUCUUAGAUGAUGAUUCACCACGAAGACAUCUACUGAGGCGCAAAAGCUCGAGCCAGUUUUUAGAAGUUCCAAUGCAGACGACGUCUAAUGUGGCCAGCAGUGAAAGGGAGGAGACAUUUGAAGAGAUAGAUGAUAAAUCCAAACGUCACCAUCAUCAUCACCACCACCAUCAUCAUCACCAUCACCGUCGACCACCUCUAGAAAAAGAUCUGAGUGUUCGAGGAGAUUUUCACCAUUUUGCCCAACAUCGGAAGAACAGAAGGCAUUUCCAUCGAAAAAGAUCUCGAUUACGAAGACGUAGUGAAAGCAUGGAUUACUCAUCAGAGAGACGACCCUUGUCGGACGACGACUCUCGAUUUUAUAGAUCUGACCACUUGCAUUCAAGUCUCGAAGAACAGAGAUCGAAAAGCGAAAUGUCCGUUCUGCCUAGGAGAAACUCAGAAGAAAUUCCACGGAUUACGAUAUUCGAUGAAGAGCUUAAAUCAGAAAGAGUACUCAUCGCAGACGAUGUUGAGGUUUCGAGUAAACAAGGACUUAUUGAUAAUCAAGAAUUGGACGAUAAUCAAAGAAUAGAUGAUUUGGAAGGAGAAAACGCUGAAAAAACAAGAAGUCUAUCAGUUCCUGUCCAGGAACAGACUUCAGACAUCAAAGAUAACAAAAGCAAGCUAGUUCUUCCUGUUAGCGAUGAAGCUAAAGAAGAAAUUGGAGCGUCUAAAACAGUAGCGGGGACUUCGAAACGGAGAACCUCUCGUUCAAGCAAUUUAAGUCCAAGGAGAAGAGGAGGAGCACAAGUUUCCAGUAGAAGCAUAUCACGCUCUACGAGGAAACCUGCUGUAAAACAAAGUCAAAAAGUUACAAAACCAAUGCAAAAUGCUCGUAAAGUAAAAUCGAAACAAGAAAAAGAUGCUGUCGAUUUAAACAAAACUGUAGAUGCUAAUGAAGUACUUCCAGAUAUAAUAAUCGUUCCAGUUGAAGGGGAAGAAAAACUCGAAUCGAACGAAACAUUAAUUGGUACAAAUACAAAAGCUUCUUUACGGCAACCUGAAGUUGAAGAUGAUGCCGAAGAAAAUGAUAUGAAAGGAGUGAUUAAGAAAAAUAAAGACACAAAAUUUCUUGAACCAACAAGACCAAUAUCUAAAAAUACCAAGAGAGAUAAACGGGAGAUAUCACCGGUAAGUCAAGCUCCUGAGCAAACAUCAAAAGAUUCUGGAACAGCUUACGACAGAGAUAAAGAAAAGGUGUCUGAUCACGAUUCACAAUUGGAAACAGAAGAAUUCAAGAAAAAAGCUGCAACCGAGGCAGGUAAUGAACAUGUAGUGCAGAAUAAGAAGCCCGACGCAGAAGAAUUAGAAUCUGAAGAAAGUCGGCAAGAAAAAACAGCUGAAUUGAAAGAUCACAUAAAAAGUAAUGAAACAUCAAAUUCGAAUUUUAUUGCAGACGAUUCUGAAAAACAAACUGUUCAAGAAUUAAAUGAUAAAUCCGAAAUGAAGAAAAGGGAAAUAAUUCCAGUUGAAGCGGAACAACAGUUAAAAGAACAUACGAUGGAUACUGCACAAAAAGAGCAUAUAAAGCUCAAAAAAGAUGCAGAAGAAAAGAAACAGCAGCUGAAAGAACAAAAGAGAAUUAAAGAAACGAAGGCAGAGCUACUCGAAGAGCGAAAUAAAGUUAAAUCGGGGGAACAGCAAACAAAACACAAAAAGAAAGAAAAGCUACCCGAAGAUCGAGAAAAAGGUAGAUUGAAAGAACAGAAAAUCGAGGAACAAACGAAAGAAAAGCUCCUUGAAGAACGGAGAAGUGAUAAAUCAAACGAACAGCAACUCAAAGAACGAAAAUCAAAUAAUAAGGAAGAGUUAAAUCAGACAACUGAAUCUGCAGCGGUUAAACUGAAAAACGAAAUGGAAAACCAAAAAGAAGCUGUUCCACGAAUCGAAUUGAAAAAGAAAAUAGACGAAACAGUUACAAAACCACCUCCACAAAACGAAAAAAACAAUGCGGAUUUAACACAGAAUGAACAUAUACCUGAGGAAAAAGAAUAUUCGGAAGAAAAAUCUCAAGAAAAACGAAGAACAUCCCCAGAAUCAGAAAAAAAUAAGCCAAAAUCUACGAACGACUUCUCAGAAGAUUUUGAUCCCAAUAUGCAAUCGGAUGAUCAAGGCACAAAAUCAAAUUACGACAAGGAAUUUAAUUUAGAAGAGCAUUCUACUGAAAUUCAAACACACGAUGGUCUUAUAACAGGUGAUAAAGAUCUAAACAACUUAUCUGAGAGUGAAAUUGAACCUCCUGAUGAGGAAAAGCAAAAUGAGCAAUUCUCUGACCCUGACUCAUCAUCUGAGGCAGAGACAAAAUUUUUUACUGACGAGAGUGACGAAAUUCAACCAAAGCCGGAUAUACCAGAACUCCUGUUACUUUCAGAAGAACUUUCAGAUAAAAAGGACAGUUCUGAAGAAAAAGAACAGAAUUUAGUUCCUCAAGAAGAAGUUAAUCUUGAUGCUAUCAAAUCUCUAGACACAAAAACAACUAAUAAUCAAGAAACAACUAUUCAACCGGACGCAACAAUUCAUCAAGAUACAACGAAUAAUCAAUAUACAACUAAUCUUCAAGAUGCAACCAAUAAACAAGAUGCAACUAACCUCCAAGUUGCAACGAAACCUCCAGGCGCAAUUAAUCAUAAAGAUAAAAUUAAUCCUGAAAAUGCUAGAAAAAGACACACUUUAAAACCCCAGAGUAGUAUUUUGGAUGGUUCUGAAGCAGAGAAUAACAAUGAAAACAAACAUAUUGAGGACGAGGAAAAAAAUCACCAGAAUAAUUCCGAUAAAAAUGUAGCAAAGCCAACUGAAUCCACGUCUCCAUCCAUUAAAAAACAAGGUUUGACACCAACAGAGCGGAAUGAGGAGCUUAUUUCCUCAGGAAAAAAUAAAAGAGGGAAACAGUUAACUGAUGAACACCAUAAAACCCCUGUGGAAAAGGCGGAGAAGGCUUCCGAGUCAAUAAAGGAAUUUAAGAAAGUAAAUAGUCAAACCCAAUUAGAGAAAGACGUUGAUAAAAGCAGACAAUCUGCAGAAAAUGUGAACGAAAAUGUCUCGAGCGACGAAGAUGAACAAAAUCAGAAUAAUUUAGAGACUGAAGUGAGUAGAUCAAUUUCCGUACAGACAGGGCGGUCAGUCUCAUUGGAGGAUCAACACGAAGAAGAACAGAACGUAUAUAACAUUCAACAAAGUAUAGCCAUACAGACAGAAGCCUCAAGAGAACCCACUGCCUUAAACGUGCCCAAAACAUCAAGCAUAGGAACUAGCAGUAAGAAAAUGUUAGAUAUAGGAACUUCUACCAAAGAUUUUUUGAGUAAAGAUAAUAUUUCGAAAAGUAAUGAGGAUCCAGUGCCCCAAGCUUCACCAAAGAAAUCUCCUGAAAGACAAAAUCCAAGUGCUGUCUUCUACAAUACUAAACCUGUUGAUACCAAUAUUACCAUGACUAAACAAACGAAAGAGGCUGACAAGAAAAAACAAAACCGUGGAGCUUUGUUCUAUACCACACCUGGUAUAGCAGCUAAAGAUAACAUGCAACCAAGACCAACUCGAUUAACUUCAGAUCGUUAUGAACAAUCCCACAAACAGCAAUCUGACACCAGAUUUAAAUCCAGAGAGCGAGAGAGGUCUUUGGAGUCAGAGAAAGCUGUUGCCAUAGCAAAUUCUGCAUUUAGAAGGUUAAACUCUAAUGGACAAUUAACAGUUUUCAACAGUACUAUUAUUAAUCCCAGCGCUGACGGCAAUAAUUAUUUUCCAAAUUCUCAUCAAGAUAGCCCAAACAGACUCCCUUGCCAACGACAUGGAGAGUACUCAAACUUAGAUAAACCCGGAUUUCUGUGGGUUCAUUUUGGCUCAGGCAGCAGCCCCAUACAUACCCUUAAACGUAAACCUAACUUUUCAAGCCAGCGGUUUAAACAGGAAAAACCUCCCGAGAAGGACAAAGCCAAAGAUAAAGCACAAAAGGACAAAGCGCAAACUAAUAAACUACCCAGACGUAUACAAGCAAGUGGUAAAACCGAUGUUGCAAAUAAAGAAGCGAAAUCGAAUGCGGGUAAAGCUAAAGAUGAAAAAACUGGUUCCAUCUCAGAACGCAGCCCGGCGCUGCAAGUGAAAUCCAAAGUUCUGAACACAAAGAUUGCUCAAAACUCUAAAGACAAAGCUAAAGUUGAAACAAGGAAAAGGGUCAUUUUGAGAAAAGAUUCUAAAGAGUUAGAUAAAAGUACCGGCUCUCAAAAUCAAUCUCCUAGCAAGCAAAAACCAAUAAAAUCUAUUCAGAGCAAACCUGUAGGAUCGAAGGUUGCGAUUAACUCGCCAAGAAGAGAAAAUAUUCCUGAAAAAAGUAAACAAAUACCUCAAGUUAGAAAUGACGAGCUUCAUAAAACAGGAAAUGAACCAACACCUAGUCAAGCUAAUCAGACACAGCAAAACGAAUCAUCUAUACCAAACACAACGAUACACCGCGAUAAAUCUGUUAAACACCAAUCAAAAAGCCCAUUAAAGUCCAAUACCGGGAAAAGAGACAAUAAAGAAGAAAGUAAUCACGAUAAAGAACUAAAUAUCGCUAGCAACAUACGGAAUGUAAAUAAUGAUAGAUCUCGAGAUGUCACAAAAGAUGGUGCUGAUGAAGAUGAUAGAGAUAAAGAUGAUAAAGAUAAUGAAAAACAACCACCACCCAGAUUGUCCGAAACGGCGAAGUCAUCGUCUCUAGAUGAAGGCGAUGUGAAGUUCGUCAUCGAACGUAAGGAAGAUCCCGGUUACAGCAUAAAGAUAAGAAUGAAAGACCGCAAAAAGGAGAAGAUCAAAAGAGAUUGCACUACAGAUGCUAGUUCAGCCCCAGGAGAAAGCGAUCAGUCCUACGUAAAAGAUUCCGGCUACAUGAGCACCACGGAAUCAGUCCACAAGCAUCGGCGUUCCAUAACCAUCGACUUCGGACACACAACAGCAAUGAUCAACACUGGAAUGAAAGGCUCGAAGAUGGAACAAAAGCUUUCACUGCCAAGUUUAGACACCGAUGAAAACGUGGAUGACCAACCAAUACACAAGCAGAAGAAGUUGACUAGCAAACUGCCCAUUUUAGAAUCAAGUAGGCGUAAGUCGAAUUCUUCUGUGUUCUCAGACUACCAUCGCACGCCAAGAAGAGAUUCAUUAACCACCAGUGAAUUAUCUGUUAAAUCCGAUGGAAGUGGUUCUCUGAGCAUGUGCCCCAAUAUCCCCCAAAGUCCCAGGAGGGAAAAUAUUGUUCGAAGCGCUUUGCAAGUUCCUGGAGAAGCAUCUUCAACGUUGGGGAGUAACUUUAAAAGGCAGACUGCGGACGGGAAGAGAGGAGGAGUCCGUAGGUCCAGUAUUCCCAUCUUUAGAGCACACUCGGACGGAAAUCUGCACGAGUACAAGCCUUCCCCGCGCCUUGGUACCAGCAGAAAUAAAUCAUUAAGUACACCCUCUAUAAAUCAAACAGACCACAAUAUCACGCCAAGAUCUGAUCGCCAAAUGUCCAUCAUCAAAGAAUCUGGAUCAUCUCCAAGUGACUUGCGGCACAGUGACACUGAAAUUUCACCCAUUAGUGCAGAAAAACUUAGAUUACCAUCUAUUCGUCUAUACGAACCAGAAGACGACAAUUUCACAAAAGAUUCCAUAGACAACAAAUUCCCCAGUAUUCUAACACCCACCAGAACAAGUCCCCUUCCGAAAUCCAGGGGAUCACCUCGAAUGAGUACUCCCCUGAAUUUAGCGGACAACACUUCCCUGAGACUACCCCUUCUCCAACGACCCAUGAAGUGUCGAUGCAACAUCCAGCCGUACAAAUACUGGGAUGGACGCAGGACGAAAUCGGCCGUGGACUGCGUGGCCAAUGUCCACUUCCUCACAGAAGAGGAAGUGGAGGAAUUUGACGCCAGGUUCCAGUCGAUAGGAGGUCGCAUCAGCAGUUUCAGUGGCACUACGAAGGUGAAAUCUUCCAAUAACAGGACUGGAUAUCGCGCGUUGAGAACCCAGACCCUGAAGAGACUUAGAAGUGGAAAGCAGCCAAGAUCUCGCCAAGCUGUGACGUUUCACGUGGAUCACGAGAGGGAACGAAACACUUUCCAGUUGCCUACUGAAAAUCUGAGAGAUGACAAGAAGUGGCAGGUGACAUUCACGAUAGGGAAAACGAAAAGUGAGAAAGAAAAUAAAGAUGCCAAGUCAAAAAGUUGAAGGUGGCUAUUAUGUAAUCUAUCAUGGAUUUUAAGGACUCGACAUAGCGGGGAAGACUUCAAACUCGUGUAAAGAUUAAAUGUUUGGUCAAAAUCCACAAAUAAAUCAAAAAAAUGGAAUUUGUUAUAAGUGAUAAAAAAAAUGGAACUUUGAGAACGAAAGGUGGCAGGUUACAUCCACAGUAAAUGAGUGAAAACGAAAAUUUAAGAGAACAAACAGUAGAAGGUUAAAUUUGCUAUAAGAGAGAAAAGAUUAAAAUGUGGAAUGUUACGUUUGAUGUGAGAAAAAAUUAAAAUUUGAGAAUAGAAAAUGGCAAGUUACAUUUGCUGUAAAUGAAAACGAAAAUUGAAGAGGACAAACAGUAGAAGGUUAAAUUUGCUGCCAAUGAGAAAAGAUUAAAAUUUAAAAACAACAAAAAGGAAUGUUACAUUUGCUGUGAGAAAAAAUUAAUUUUGAAAACAAAAAAGUGGCAAGUUACUUUUGCUGUAAAUGAAUGAAAACAAAAAUUUAAGAGAACAAACAGUAGAAAGUUAAAAUUCGUUGUAAGUGAAAGAAAGAUUAAAAAUCUGAGAACAAAAAAAAAAUUUUUACAUUUGCUGAGAGAAAAAAAUUAAAAUUUGAGAACAGAAAGUAGCAAGUUACGUUUGCUGUAAAUGAGAGAAAACUAAAAUUUGAGAGAACAAAUAGUAGUUAAAUUUGCUGAAAGAGAAAAGAAAAAAUUCAAAUUUGAGAACGGAAAUCGACAAAUUAUAUUUUUUGAGGAAAAAAAAAAUGAGUUUAAGAGAACAAAAAGUAGCAUAUUAAAUUUACUGUGAGAAAAGAAAUGAAAAAUUAAGAACAAAAUGUGGCAAAUCAUUAAGAGACAAUUCAAUGAAAGAAGGAAUUUUGGAACAUAAUGCAAAAGGAAAGAAAAAAAGAGAGAAACAUUGUGGAAGUCAUGUAAAUUAAAGUUAUUUUUUUACAAAAAAAAAAUUCAAUUUUUCCCUUUAAAUUUAUGUCUAUUUGUUGUACUAUUAAAUUUCUACUAAAUGGU
Parasteatoda tepidariorum (common house spider) is the source of this 8701-nucleotide messenger RNA. Lineage: Eukaryota; Metazoa; Arthropoda; Arachnida; Araneae; Theridiidae. The record is from RefSeq and is a predicted model, not a curated record.